Messenger RNA from Plasmodium gaboni, 2568 nucleotides. Its product is annotated as putative apyrase. The record is from RefSeq and is a predicted model, not a curated record. Gene Ontology annotation, biological process: nucleoside diphosphate catabolic process. The coding region runs from base 1 to 2568 and encodes 855 amino acids. Gene Ontology annotation, cellular component: membrane. Lineage: Eukaryota; Apicomplexa; Aconoidasida; Haemosporida; Plasmodiidae. Gene Ontology annotation, molecular function: nucleoside diphosphate phosphatase activity. The transcript has 3 exons.
AUGGAGAAUAUGAUCGGACGGCCUUUGAUAGAAAAAAGAAAAAAGGAAACUCAUAUAAGCAUAAGAAAGGAUAACAUAUUGAAAGAUAUUGAAGGGGGGGAAAAAAAAAAAGAAAAAAAAAUUAAUGAAAUAUUAUUUUUGUGUCUUAUAUGCCUACUAGUGAUAAUAUGGUUAAUUUACAUUUGUUCUAAAAAAGAUAUAUUUUUAUCAUAUUUAGAAAAUGAAAAGGAGUAUGGAAUUAUUAUAGAUGCAGGAUCAAAUGGAACCCGAAUCCAUUUAUUUGAAUGGAAAAGAAAAGAAUAUAAAGUAAUAAAUAAGAAUGAAGAAAAUAAUUUAACAAAAGUGAAGGAAAUAUUUAAUGCUAAUAUAAAAAAAAGUAUAUCUACUAUUUCUUAUAAUGAGAUAAAAGAUAUAUUAAUAUAUUUAAUUAAUAAAGUUAUUGAUCAUUUAAUAGAAAAAAAAAUUUAUAUAUAUAAUAAAAAAAAAUGGAAAUCAUAUCCAUUUUAUUUUGAAGCAACAGGAGGAAUGAGAAAUUUAAAACAAGAAGAAAGGAAUUUAAGAAUGAAAUAUAUAAAAAAUAUAUUAUCAAAUGAUAAUUAUAACCCUUUUAAUUUUUUAAAUGAAUAUGCAAGAAUUUUAUCAGGAGAAGAAGAAGGAAUAUAUGGAUGGCUAGCUGUAAAUAAUUUAUUAAAUUCUAUUUUUUCUAAACCUAAUAAUACAUAUGGUGCAAUAGAUUUAGGAGGAUCUUCUACUCAAAUAACAUUCUAUCCUAUAGAUGAUAAUAUAUUAGAAAAUUAUAAUUCACUUUUAUUAAAUAAUAAAUUAAUAAGAUUAUAUUCUCAUUCAUUUAUAGGAUAUGGUUGGAUAGACUCAUUAUUUAGAGUAAAUAUAUAUUUAUGUCUAGGAAUAAUAAAAAAGUUGAGUGCAAGAAAUAUAAAGAAAAUAUCACAACAUGAGGAUUAUUAUAAUAAUUAUAUUAAUGAUUAUUUUUAUAAGAACUUACCAAAUUAUAAUUCGUUUUUUUUUUCUUCAAAUAUCAAAAUAAAUAACAACAAUAAAGAAAAUAAUAAUCACCAUAAUAAUGACCAUAUAAAUGAUAAUGUUAAGAAACAAAAUUACACUUAUAAUUAUUAUAAACAAAAAUACAUUUAUACAAAUCCAAAAAAAGUAUAUUAUAUAAAAGAUAAUAUAAAUAAUUCAAAUAAAUCAUAUCAAAACAUUUGGGAUAUAUUAUUACAAGAAAUUAUAAAAUAUAUACAUUAUUCACAAAAAAAUUAUCCAAUUGGAGGAUAUUCUACAGAUACAUAUGAUUAUACAUACAAUAUAUAUGAUGACCAACCAUAUGAUAUUGAAAAUUUUAUAAAGACAAUAAAAGAUUUUAAAAGAAACUCAAAAGAAGAUACUAUAAUGGUUGUACAAAAUCCAUGUUUGCCUUAUCCUUAUGAAAUGAAAAUAAUAUUGCCUACGUACAAUCUGAUAACUAGCCAAUUUGUCAUUCCAAAGAAUGUGAAUGGAAAUAAAAUAGGAAAAAUAUAUGACAUAAAAAAUAAUGAUAAUAAUUAUAACCAUAAAGAUAAUAUUAAUGAUAUGUACGAAUUAAAUAGUAAUGAGGGCUAUGAUAAUUUUAUUUCAAAUGGUUUUCUUAGAUUAAAUAUAAUAAACAAUAAUAUGUCCCUUAUGGAUAAUAUAUAUGAAGAUUUUAAAAAUAAGGGAUAUUUAAAUAAUGUCUUGAAAAAAAUAAAUGAUAAUAAAAUGAAUGAUAAUCUGAAGAAUGAUAUGAUAAAAUAUCUGUUUGAAAAAAUAAUUAAUGAAAAAAUUAAAGAACUAUAUAUAAAUAUAUCAGUAAAAAUAAUGGGAUCCAAUAAUUUUAAGCAAUGUUUAGAAUGUACAAAAAAACUUUUUUAUGAACAACCUUGUUUUCUAUCUUCUUGUAGUUUCAAUGGAAUAUAUCAACCUAAUCUAGAAAACAAUCAAUUUGUUUUACAUGGUCAAUUUAAAAAAGUUAUAACCUAUUUAGGUUUUAAAAAAUAUCUACAAUUAAAUAAAAUGAAGAAACAUAUACACAAAAUUUGUAACAUGAACUUAUACGAAUUAACAAAAAAUAAUAUGUCUAAUAAAAUUUUGGAUAAUCAAAUUACUACAUUUUGUUGGAAAUCUAUAUGGUCAUAUUCUUUAUUAUUCUAUGGUUUUAAGUUUAAUGAAAAUAGUAAACUUUUAAUUAUAAAUGAUGAUAUCAAUAUUUCAUAUGACUCACCAGGUACUUCACAUACAUGGAAGCAAUAUUGUAAUAGGGUUGAAAAUAAGGAACAAAAUAAUUAUUUACACGACCAAGUAUAUUAUAAUAAUGAAUAUAACUUAAAUAACAAAAUAGAUAAUAUUAGUUGGACUCAUGGAUCUAUGAUAUACCAAAUAAAUACAUUUCAAGAGCAUGUUAUUUCAAGAAAAUUUAAAUUAUACAAUGAAGUUCUCUUUGCGCUUUUCCUUAUAAUAUUUAUUAUUCUUAUUAUUCUAGGAGGCUAUAUUUUUAAAUUCAAGGAAAUAUUAAAAAACAAAUAUCGAUUUUUAUAA